UGAGCUGCCCGGGAGUACAGCUCUCACAGUGCCUCCACACAAGGUCUGAGAAGAGCAAUGGAGACUGUUGACAAAACCUUAAGUUGUCCCGUCUGCCAGGAUUUCUACACUGAUCCUGUGGUGCUCCAGUGCGGACACGGCUUCUGCCUCACAUGCAUUCAUGCUGUCUGGGAAACCGAUGUGUCUCCUGAGGGGCCUUUCUUCUGUCCAGAGUGUCAGAUGUUCCUUCCCUCUGACCUCAUUUUGAAGGUAAACACUGGCCUCCAGACUAAAGUGAAUGACUUUACUUUAAAUAGACAGUCAGCAGCAGCAGAGACCUGCAGUAGUGCAACCAAGCCGACUUCCACUGUCCACUGCGACCACUGCAUAGAGAAGUCGCGUGCGGCCGUGAGGACCUGUUUGACCUGCGAUGCGUCACUGUGCCAGGAUCAUGCGCUGCUGCACCAGCAGCGGUCUGCUUUUAAGGAGCACACGCUGGUGGAUGUGACCAAGGACCCGUUGUCCCUGAAGUGCAGGGAGCACCGUGAUGAGCUCAAGCUCUUCUGCAUGGAGGAAAAGGUCCCUGUGUGUUGUUUAUGCGCCCUGGUUGGCAGGCACAAGCAACACAGGACAGCUCAGCUUCAUGAAGCCGGUGCUCAAUUCAGGAGCAUGUUGGAGGCAAACAUGGCCCAACUGCUAAAGAGGAGAGGUGAAGCCGAGCACGCGAUCGAAGACUUGGAAUCACUGUACACACACACUGUGAAUUCUGCUGCAGAUUUCAGAGAGAGGAUCUCAGACAAAUACAGCAGAAUCCGUGUGGUGCUGGACGCCGACGAGCGUCUGAUGAUGCAGAUCAUAGAUGCAGAGGAGGCGAGCACGGCAGACUGGCUGGAGGUCCAGAGAGGAAUCAUAGAAACUCAGAUCAAGGAGAUAGACGGAUUCAGAGCCUCCAAUAAAGCACUUCUACAGGAAACGAAUGAUCUGCAGUUUUUGCAGAAACUCACAGCACAGAAUCUUUGCGAUCCCUUGGAGUUUGCUCCGAUCCAGGAGGUGAACAGAGACCUGUGUGACCCCGAGAAGCUGAAAACCGUCGAAAGGCUGGUGGACGACCUCUCGCUGGCUCUGUCCCAACACUUUCCACGAACAUGGUCAUAUCUAAGUUCACCUGCAUUAGACUCCAACACAGCCCAUCCCAAACUGGAAAUAUCCCAAGACAGGAAACAAGUCUACUGGAGACGCCAGCCCGCCGGCGAGGGACCAACCCCUCAGCCUUACGACUCCCAGUACAGCGUCCUCGCUCAGGAGAGUUUCACCAGUGGCCGGCACUACUGGGAGGUGAUUGUCCAGGACAAACCCUUCUGGAUGGUCGGUGUCACGACUGGUUUGGUGAAUAAAAAUGACAGCUUGACACGGAGUUCCUUCAGCCUGGGUGUGAACAACACGUCCUGGUGCCUCUAUCACGGGGAUGGACAGUACUUGGCGUGCCACGACACACAAGAGAAGCACUUGACUGUAGCAAAGAGAGUGAGAAAACUGGGCAUACUGGCAAAUAUCCAGAAGGGGGAGCUGUCCUUCUACGAUGCUGAUGCCAUGACUCUGCUUCACUCUUUCUUUGUGCAGUGCACAGAGCCCCUGUUCCCCCUGUUUAACCCAUGCAUGGACAUGAAUGGAGUGAACUGGCAGCCUCUUACUUUGUUCUGGAUCAAGGAUCCCUGGAACCGGUGUUCAGACGAGGAUCAACACUGCGGUGAAAGAAAGGCUCACUAAUGAAUUGUGAAUUCUGAUGCUAUCUGAGUAAAUUUUUUUUAAUCUUUAUUUCAUUCAAUAAAAAAUAACACAACAGAUACUAAACAAUAUUCAUGAAAACACAAUAUAUAUUUGAAUGAAAGGGAGCAGACAGAAGAAAAAUCUUAUUAUUUCUGCCCCCUUUUUAAACUUAAAUAUCAAUUUAUAUUUGUGCAGUCCCUCACCAGUUCUUUCAGUCCCGUAACUGUUCACAUUUGUUAAUUAUUAUGUCCACAUCAAUUGUCCGUUGUCAUAUCCACUCAACACACGUGAUUUAAUGUGUAGACUGAACACUUUUAGAGUUCUUGACUCUUUCCAUUCUCUGUCCAGGCAAUUCCACAACUUCACACCAUUCACAGAUAUGCUCAUUUCCUUCAUUCUUGUUCUAAAUCUAGGUUUUUUGAAGAUUUCAAAUCCCUUCAACGAAUAACUGCUAUCUCUCUUUUCAAAAAUAUGCUGAAUAUUCUUUGGCAAUGUACCUUUAUUUGCUUUAUACAUUAUAUGCAAUAUUCUCCAGUUGACCAAAUCAUGAAAUUUAAUUACUUUAUAUUUUAUAAAUAAUGGGUUAGAUGGAGCUGUACUAUGAGUGUUGUCUAUAAUUCUCAUAGCUCUUUUCUGCAAAACAAACAAAGAUGAUCCACUAAACCUAAUUAGAUGUUUUAAAUGAACCUCUGGAGAGUUUUGGUUCUGAAAUUCUAAUCAUUUGUCGAAACUUUCUAGGACCAUCAGGUCUUAGAAGACUUUUUGCUGUAACCUUGUACAAAAUAAAGUAGUAUUAUAGCUUCUUCAUUGGUUUAUCAAAUGUUUUGCUAAUAAAUAUUUGAUCAAA
Messenger RNA from Nothobranchius furzeri (turquoise killifish), 2593 nucleotides. Its product is annotated as E3 ubiquitin/ISG15 ligase TRIM25. The record is from RefSeq and is a predicted model, not a curated record. Gene Ontology annotation, molecular function: protein binding; zinc ion binding. Lineage: Eukaryota; Metazoa; Chordata; Actinopteri; Cyprinodontiformes; Nothobranchiidae.